GAUAGCAUAAUUUAAACUACAUGACGACCACCUGCCCUCAACGCCAAAACAUUUGUUUAAGCUGGGACUCGUUCGAAGUUCCUACCUUUUCUCUCUCCAAAUUACUCGCUAACUCGUCUUUUUCACACUUUCUUCUUCAAAAAGGUUGAUCAUGUCGUUUUUCAGAGGUCUUUCAACUCUCUCAAAGCUUCGUUCUCGUUCUGGACAACAAUCAUGUCUAAGCAAUUCUGUGAGAUGGAUUCAGAUGCAAAGUUCUUCUAGUCUGGACCUGCGUUCAGAGUUACAAGAAUUGAUUCCUGAACAGCAGGAACGUCUGAAGAAGAUAAAGAAAGAAUAUGGAAGUGUCCAGCUGGGGAAGAUUAAUGUGGACAUGGUGUUGGGCGGAAUGAGAGGGAUGCCUGGUUUACUUUGGGAAACUUCCUUACUUGACCCAGAUGAGGGCAUUCGAUUUAGGGGUUUGUCUAUACCCGAGUGUCAGAAACUUUUACCAGCUGCAAGUCCUGGUGGAGAGCCAUUGCCUGAAGGCCUUCUUUGGCUUCUUCUAACUGGAAAGGUUCCGAGCAAAGAGCAAGUAGAUGCUUUAUCAGCAGAACUGCGAACACGUGCUUCAGUCCCAGACCAUGUGUUCAAAACAAUUGAUGCCCUACCAAUUACUGCUCAUCCUAUGACUCAGUUCACUACUGGUAUUAUGGCCCUUCAGGUUCAAAGCGAAUUUCAGAAGGCAUAUGAGAAAGGGAUCCACAAAACAAAGUUUUGGGAGCCAACAUAUGAGGACUGCCUUAGUUUGAUAGCUCAAGUUCCUGUCGUUGCAGCCUAUGUUUACCGUAGGAUGUAUAAGAAUGGACAAAAAAUACCACUGGAUGACUCUCUUGAUUAUGGAGGGAAUUUCUCGCAGAUGUUGGGAUUUGACAGCCCUGAAAUGCUUGAGCUGAUGCGGCUAUAUAUAACAAUUCACAGUGAUCAUGAGGGUGGAAAUGUUAGUGCACACACUGGCCAUCUGGUGGGAAGUGCACUCUCAGAUCCUUAUCUGUCAUUUGCAGCUGCUUUAAAUGGAUUGGCUGGCCCACUUCAUGGAUUAGCCAACCAGGAAGUCCUGCUAUGGAUCAAAAAAGUAGUAGAUGAAUGUGGAGAGAACAUCUCGACCGAGCAGUUGAAAGAUUAUGUUUGGAAGACAUUAAACAGCGGCAAGGUUGUUCCUGGAUUUGGUCAUGGAGUUCUCCGAAAGACAGACCCAAGAUACACAUGCCAGAGAGAAUUCGCGUUGAAGCACCUACCUAAAGAUCCACUUUUCCAAUUGGUGUCAAAGCUGUAUGAUGUGGUGCCUCCUAUUCUUACAGAGCUUGGAAAGGUUAAAAAUCCAUGGCCGAAUGUUGACGCCCAUAGUGGAGUUUUGUUGAACUACUAUGGCUUGACAGAAGCAAGGUAUUAUACAGUCCUAUUUGGGGUAUCAAGGAGUAUAGGAAUUUGCUCACAGCUAAUAUGGGAUCGAGCUCUUGGUUUGCCACUAGAAAGGCCAAAGAGUGUGACAAUGGAAUGGCUUGAAAAAUUUUGUAAGAAAGGAGCAUAAUUCUACUGGUGUGCGUCGUAUUAACUUCUUAUUACAAGUUUACAAUAACAUAGAUUAGUGGAUAAAAUUAUCCUUUUGGAAAUGAAAGGAUAGAGAGGAGAAUUAAGUAUCCUCUAUAUCUUGCAACCGAGUGUUGCAUUUCGUAAUUUUCACAUGUACACGGUCAUGGAUCUCAAAAACACAAUUCUAAAGAGUUAUAUGCUAGAAUUUUUUUAUCAAGGAAAUAAACAUUUGCAGAUAUUAGUGUUAUGGUAUUUGUUAGUAUUGGUUGUAGUAGUCUAAUAGAACAUGUUAGGCUCUGCUCAAACAUGUGAAUGAUUAAACUUGAGAGUGGCUAUUUGCUUGCUGCUUAAACCAGUUUACUGUAAUAAUCACAUUUGUACGCUCACGUAGUCA
This is a messenger RNA of Chenopodium quinoa (quinoa), 1963 nucleotides long. Its product is annotated as citrate synthase, mitochondrial-like. Lineage: Eukaryota; Viridiplantae; Streptophyta; Magnoliopsida; Caryophyllales; Amaranthaceae. The record is from RefSeq and is a predicted model, not a curated record. The transcript is spliced from 20 exons. Gene Ontology annotation, cellular component: mitochondrial matrix. Gene Ontology annotation, biological process: citrate metabolic process; tricarboxylic acid cycle; carbohydrate metabolic process. Bases 152 to 1567 code for a protein of 471 amino acids.